GUUAUAAAAAUAUUAAGAUUUAGGUUACUAAUACGUUAUUACUUAUAAUGGCAGCCAGUUGGUCGGAUUUGGCAAUAUUUUUUUUAGGCAAAACACGUGGAAAGGAUGACGUUUCGAUUGCUCCUCGUAGAAAAAGCAACGUACCUCUAACGAUUUCACCAGUAAAACCUGUAAUGAAGUUCAUGCCAACGUAUCGUCUGGAGUCUAUUAAACCAUUGAAUAGAGAAAUCUGCGAAAAAAUUAUAAAAAGUGUUUGUGAUACUGCUUUCGCUACAUUCACGUAUUCCCCAAAAAUCGCACUGAGAGUUGCUACUGAGGUUAGUGAGGAGAUAAAAAAUCGUAUUAAAUCACACAAUUUUGAUAGGUAAGU
Messenger RNA from Teleopsis dalmanni, 370 nucleotides. RefSeq lists its product as uncharacterized. Bases 48 to 368 code for a protein of 106 amino acids. The record is from RefSeq and is a predicted model, not a curated record. The transcript has 3 exons. Lineage: Eukaryota; Metazoa; Arthropoda; Insecta; Diptera; Diopsidae.